CACACCAGAAACCUUUCAAGCACUGUCUCUACUCCUCUAUGCAAAAUAUCAUCCCAUCUCUUCUACGGCGGACCAGACAGCGCAGAGGCACGCAGUCCAGAGAACGCUACUAGUGCUAUCAUCUUAUCAUUUCUGUACGGUGCACCGCAGCGACAACAAGUGCUUAAGCCUAUCUAUCUUCUUUCCCAUUCUCUAUCCCUUCCCCUGCCAAAGACGCACCUCCGUCCGGAGGGGCGCCUGCAUCUGUCUGGCCAGCCAUGGUCUACGAUUGGGAUGGGAAACGUGAGAUAUGUUAUCAAAUGUAUAUCAAAGAUAAGAAGGCGCUGGAGGAAAUUAUGGAAUAUAUGAAAUCCGCCUAUCAAUUCGCCCCAAGGUGAGCUCACCUUUCAUGUAUAUGUAUACAUAUAUGCUUGCAUGUUUUGUCUGUUCCACGUGUUAAACGCGCCUUUCAAACACAAUUCAAACGAUGGGGUUUUCCAUCAAAGCAGAAUCCAGCACAUAAGAAUGUGAAUCUUGUUGCGCGGGUCAAGCAGCUCUGGGAAAAAAAUACAAGCCAGCGGGACAUGCUAAGGAUAUUAAAUGAGGAGGGUUUCGAUAUCAAGGAGAGGGAGUUGAUGCGAGUGCGUGCCAGAAACCGCUGGUUGCUCCGUGUGCCUAAUGGGAUGAAAUCUCAAUCAGUCAUACAAACUCAAACACAGCAACCGGAAGAUGAGGGUCUACGUGCACUACAGCACGAGGUGUACAAAAAUGAAGAAGCCCCGUUCGACGAUAGUGAAACGCUCCCGCCCCAAUCGCGAGUCCAGCAGUCUCCGCCCUCGCCUGGCAUGUCUCCCGAGGUCUUGGCAAAGCGCAAAGAGAGACUUGAACAAUUGAAGGCGGAAAGUGCACAGCGUUGGGCGGCAAGAAAACGUCGUCGUCGCACUCGGGGUUGGGCCGGACUGCCGGCAGAUCCUCCAGGGCCUCCUCGGUUCCCUUCUGAAACGACCAUUGAUGAGAGUAAGAAGUAUCUCAGCUUAGACAAUACUUUGUACCGUGAAAUAAGAGAUCAAUUUCAAAAAAUCUGCGAAGAAGCGGGCUUCAUAAAGAAGACUGUCGCCGGCCCAGAAAGAUGGCAGGCUGCGAAGGAUAAACUGAUAGAUCAAUCACAGCACCUUCGGCACGUCUUUCAGUCUGAUACAACUCAGCUUGAUGCUAAAGCACUUGCUCUUGAUGUGGUGUGCACAGACGUCACCAAACGAAUGCGAACAUUAGAAACACGAAUGACGAUUGCAGAGGCUAAAAACGCUCUCGGAAUCAAUCCAGAAGAGAGCCGCCAGAUUCGAAACGCAUUCUACAACACUUUAAAGGCCGACCAUUUUACAAGCAAGCUAGAGGCCGGUGAUGAACACUGGAAGGGCCUAAAACAAAAGUGGAUUGAAGGUUCCGAGCUUCUCCAACGCAUUCUUGCCCCCGGCUCUGCGGACCCGCAGCACUCCACCAAGUUGAAGGCUUUAGAAGUACUUUGUCGCGACGUGAUGAAGCGGCUCCGCGACGACCAAACCAAACGGGACCCGUCACGUCGGCGGUCAACUAUCCACCCCAACCGGAAUCCUGCGCCGGUCAGCAAUAGUGCUUCGAACGCAUUUGCAGGUAGCGUCAGUAAUGGGAUUAGCACACUCGCGUCGCAAGCUCUUGCCAGUGCUCCGGUUGUCCCUAAUGACUUGACCGAUAUGCAGAUAGACCCCUCUCUUCUGCAGGCUGCCAAUGAUCCGUCCUUCGCUGCAAGUGUCCAGCAUAAUACGGGGAACAAUUUUGGAUAUGUCUAUCCUGUGCUCGGGUCUGCUAUUCCAGCACAAAUACCGGUUUACCUUGGAAUUAGUACCCAGAGUCAAUUGCAUGGGAUAUCCAAAACGUGGAUUGAGAAACUGGUGACCAGAUCUGUAACUGAGUUGCGACAAUUAGUCCUUUCCAGGUUUCCGGAUUCUAUAGUCUCGAGAAUUGAGGGUAUUGAAGAGGACACCUCGGGAAAUGAAAUUCCCUUUCUGAUCGAUGAUGACAGUGCGCUCGACGCGUAUUUAACGCAUAUGCAAGGGAAGAAGGCAUCAUUUCUAUUUUGCUUGAACCCUGUAUGA
Messenger RNA from Monascus purpureus, 2111 nucleotides. NCBI's taxonomy places the organism in Eukaryota, Fungi, Ascomycota, Eurotiomycetes, Eurotiales, Aspergillaceae. The record is from the annotation of a GenBank genome assembly.